Capra hircus (goat) is the source of this 7763-nucleotide messenger RNA. RefSeq names its product tubulin tyrosine ligase like 7 (gene TTLL7). The record is from RefSeq and is a predicted model, not a curated record. The transcript has 22 exons. Gene Ontology annotation, biological process: microtubule cytoskeleton organization; protein polyglutamylation. The coding region runs from base 470 to 3253 and encodes 927 amino acids. Gene Ontology annotation, molecular function: tubulin binding; tubulin-glutamic acid ligase activity. Gene Ontology annotation, cellular component: cilium. Lineage: Eukaryota; Metazoa; Chordata; Mammalia; Artiodactyla; Bovidae.
CCCGCUCCGCGGCGCACGGCGCGCACCCCCGGUCGCCGCCCGCUAAUGGUCUGGCCCGUCGGUAGCCGCCACCCCUUCGGCAGCGCCAGCUGCUCCAGCUGCUCCGGGUCUAGCGCCGGCGCCCGGAACUGUGGCUGCCGCGGGCGGUGGGCUGGUGGAGGGGAGAACCGGACCAUCAGCGCAGGCUGCUCGGCCCGGGGCCCCGCGGAGGGAAGCCAAGGAGCGCGGGAAUCGCGCAGGGACCGCCCGCAGCCCGGAGGCCAGGACCCAGGGGCUGGGCUUUCCUCACCGCGGGUACCUUCUUAUCUCAUAAUUUCAGUAUCCUGAAAUCUGAGGAUCCCACCAAGAUAAUAUGAUAGGAACUUGCAGUGAUUUGGAGCCGUAUCCUACUUAGACUAAUGUGGGUCUUCCAGGGUUCCUAAGACCUUGUACAGCGACACACUCUGCUUGUUGAUUGGCACAGACAAGAAUGCCAUCUCUGCCUCAGGAAAGAGUUAUUCAGGGACCCACUCCCCUGGAUCUGAAUACAGACUUGCCUUAUCAAAGCACAAUGAAAAGGAAAGUCAGAAAGAAGAAAAAGAAGGGAACCAUUACAGCAAAUGUUGCUGGGACAAAGUUUGAAAUUGUUCGUUUAGUAAUAGAUGAAAUGGGAUUUAUGAAAACGCCAGAUGAGGAUGAAACAAGCAAUCUUAUAUGGUGUGAUUCUGCUGUUCAGCAAGAGAAGAUUGCAGAGCUACAAAAUUACCAGAGGAUCAACCAUUUUCCAGGAAUGGGGGAGAUCUGUAGGAAGGAUUUCCUAGCAAGAAAUAUGACCAAAAUGAUCAAGUCUCGGCCUCUGGAUUAUGCCUUUGUUCCUCGAACAUGGAUCUUCCCUGCUGAAUAUACACAAUUUCAAAACUAUAUGAAAGAAUUAAAGAAAAAAAGAAAGCAGAAGACUUUUAUAGUAAAGCCAGCUAAUGGUGCAAUGGGUCAUGGGAUUUCUUUGAUAAGAAAUGGUGACAAGCUUCCAUCUCAGGAUCAUUUGAUUGUUCAAGAAUAUAUUGAAAAGCCUUUCCUAAUGGAAGGUUACAAGUUUGAUUUAAGAAUUUAUAUCCUGGUAACAUCAUGUGAUCCAUUAAAAAUAUUUCUCUACCAUGAUGGACUUGUGCGAAUGGGAACAGAGAAGUACAUUCCACCUAAUGAGUCCAACUUGACCCAGUUAUACAUGCAUCUGACAAACUACUCUGUGAACAAGCAUAAUGAACGUUUUGAAAGGGAUGAAACUGAAAACAAAGGCAGCAAACGUUCCAUCAAAUGGUUUACAGAAUUCCUACAAGCAAAUCAGCAUGAUGUGGCUAAGUUUUGGAGUGAUAUUUCAGAAUUGGUGGUGAAGACUCUGAUUGUAGCAGAACCUCAUGUCCUACAUGCGUAUCGAAUGUGCAGACCUGGUCAACCUCCAGGAAGUGAAAGUGUCUGCUUUGAAGUCCUGGGAUUUGAUAUUUUGUUGGAUAGAAAACUAAAGCCAUGGCUGCUGGAGAUCAAUCGAGCUCCGAGCUUUGGCACUGAUCAGAAAAUAGACUAUGAUGUGAAAAAGGGAGUGCUGCUAAAUGCACUGAAGCUACUAAAUAUCAGGACCAGUGAUAAAAGGAAAAACUUGGCUAAACAAAAAGCUGAAGCUCAAAGGAGGCUUUAUGGUCAGAAUUCAAUAAAAAGACCCUUACCAGGUUCCUCAGAUUGGGAACAACAGAGACAUCAGUUGGAGAAGCGGAAAGAAGAGCUGAAGGAGAGACUAGCUCAGGUACGGAAGCAGAUCUCGAAAGAAGAACACGAAAAUCGACACAUGGGGAAUUACAGGAGAAGACGGGGGCCCUCUAAGCUCUUUGUGUUCCUGGAAAGACUACCCCUCCUCCCAAGAUUUGAUAAUGACUCAGCAGAAUUAGGAGAAUUUGACAUCAUUGAACUUCCUGCCCUCCGGCGAAUUUAUCCUCCUGAAGAUAAAACACUACUUGAAAAGUAUGAAAAUUUGUUGGCUGUUGCCUUUCAGACCUUCCUUUCAGGAAGAGCGGCUUCAUUCCAGCGAGAGCUGAAUAAUCCUUUGAAAAGGAUGAAGGAGGAAGACAUUUUGGAUCUUCUGGAACAAUGUGAAAUUGAUGAUGAAAAGCUGAUGGGCAAAACUACCAAGUCUCGAGGACCAAAGCCCCUGUCUUCCAUGCCUGAGAGUACCGAGAUAAUGAAAAGACAGAAGUACUACAGCAGUGACAGCAGCUAUGGCAGUAGCAACAGCUCUUCAGAAUCCGACGAAAAUGAGAAAGACGAGUACCAAAACAAGAAAAGAGAAAAGCAAGUUACAUAUAAUCUUAAACAGUCCAACCACUACAAAUUAAUCCAACCAUCCAGCUCCAUAAGGCGUUCAGUCAGUUGUCCUCGGUCCAUCUCUUCUCAGUCACCAUCCUGUGCAGACAUCCGCCCCUUUUCUGCUCAACAAGUGAUAUCAGCAUCCCGGCCGAUUUCAGGGUCUCGGUCACAUUCUUUAAACCGUGCCUCCUCCUACACGAGGCAUCUGCCUCAAAGUAAUGAUGCCAGCUCCUCUGACUCUCUGACGAGUGAGUCUUUGCGGAAACUGAGACCAAAAGAUCAAGAAGAUGAUCUAACAAGUCAGACCUUAUUUGUUCUCAAGGAUAUGAAGAUCCGGUUUCCAGGAAAAUCAGAUGCAGAAUCAUUAAUUCUGAUAGAAGAUAUCAUUGAUAACUGGAAGUAUCAUAAAACAAAAGUGGCUUCAUAUUGGCUCAUAAAAUUGGACUCUGUAAAACAACGAAAAGUUUUGGACAUAGUAAAAACAAGUAUCCGCGCAGUUCUUCCACGUAUCUGGAAGGUACCUGAUGUUGAAGAAGUGAAUUUGUAUAGGAUUUUCAACCGAGUUUUUAAUCGCUUACUCUGGAGUCAUGGCCAAGGUCUAUGGAACUGUUUUUGUGAUUCAGGAUCCUCUUGGGAGAGUAUUUUCAAUAAAAGCCCGGAAAUGGUGACUCCUUUGCAGCUUCAAUGUUGCCAGCGCCUGGUCGAGCUUUGUAAACAGUGCCUGCUAGUGGUUUACAAAUACGCAAGUGACUCAAGAGGAUCACUCUCAGGCAUUGGUACUGACUGGGGUAAUUCCAGGUAUUUACUACCAGGAAGUACACAAUUCUUCAUGAGAACACCAAGCUACAACUUGAAAUACAGUUCACCUGGAAUGACUCGCUCCAAUGUUUUGUUUACAUCUCGAUAUGGCCAUUUGUGAAAGAGAAGGGAAGAUCGCCAUGGGUUAUGCAUAAUAGCAAUUCAUUUUUUUCCCAAUUUAACAUUGAAAAGACAGUGACCAUUAACUACUGUUUUAUGUAUAUAUGAUAUAUAUGUGUGUGGAAAAUAUGUACACACAUGCACUCAAAUAACACAUAUAUUUAUUAUAAUAUAUGAAAGAAAAAUUAGCAGGAAACUGGAUAUAAGAUUUAACCUUUCUGGAAAUGUAAUAAACCAUGUUAAAAUUGUUUACACAAAUAUGUGAAUGUCUAGAAUUUGCUAGGUUUAUAAUUAAUACCUUCCUACUAGAAAUGUUAUUUUUGCUGCAGAGUAUAUAAAACAGAAUUGAUCUUGAAGAUCCCAUUACAAUGUUAUUUUCUAGAUAAUACUUUUGACUUAAAAAGAAUUAAUAGUAUAUUACUUUAUUAAUUCUCUUAUAUAUAUCUAGUAGCCAUUUAAAAUGAAAACAAAAAUUAGAAGCUUGGUGUUGCUUGAUGAUAGGAUUAAGUAUAAAAUGGGUGUGUCAUUACUAUAGCACACAGUAGCAUGCUAUUAAUAUAAAAAUCCCACCUGGAUUCUCCAAUAUUUUUAUUCCUCAGUGUGGGAAUCUAGCUACUUGUGAAAAUGAUAAUGUAAAUUUUCAGUAAGGCUCUAGUAAGAUCACAAUAACUAUCUAAAAUGGAAGACAAUCCAGUGGGUUAAAAAUUAAACUUACUAGCUUAUAUUUUUAUUUUUUAUUGAGAGUCACAUAAAGGGAACAGAAAAUGGUGGUAAUAGCAAAAUCUUUCCAUAUGGCUUUUGUGUCUCUUACCACUCAUACCACUUAUGUUUUCUUUUUUGAAAGUAUACCUCUGAUGGGUACAUAUGGUCAAAUACAGUUUCUUCUCUUCUUCAGAAGGGGAAGAGCUGAUAAUUUAAGCUUAUUUCAAUGUUACAGAAUGAAUGUGUCACAUUAUUUUAUAAGCCUCUCAAUUUUGAGACCAACGUACGUUGCAAAGACUAAUGCAGAGUUUCAAAUUGCACCAUAGAAAGCCAUCUAAAUUAUUACAAAAAGAAGAUUCUGAUUACUAAAUGUGAUUAGUCAUGGAUGUUCUCUUGAGAAUUUCAAAAAAAAAUCAAAAUAGAGUAUGAAGUUUUCUUCUUGUCCAAAGUUAUUAUGCAUAAUUUUCAUAGCAGUUUACUUCCUUUUUUGCUUACAGUUUCAAAAACUAUGAGUGAGCUUUCAGUUUUCUAUACAAAUAUAAAAAAUACCAUGGAUAUCCUUCGAGACGGUGAUAUUCACCUUUUAGAAUUUUAUUUUAAUUUCUCCCAGUAGUUUUAUUUUUCACAGAUGGUAGUUAUUUGCGACAUUCAUGAAUGUUUUACCUCCUUUUACUAUCCUGAAAGCUUUUUCCAGUAAAUCGAGAAAUGGUCCCAAAGCAGAAGGAGAACUGAGAGGGGCAAACUGGCCUGCUUUAAUCCACAAGCUGGAUAACUGACAACCCAAAGUUGUAAGUUAGAUAUAUUUUGCUUUUAAAGCCAUAAUCUGAGGCUGUAUUUGGAUAAAAUAGGUUCUUCCCUAAAUUGUUGCUAGUUACUGGAUUCUUUAUGACUACCAACCACUCAUAUUCCAAUGGAUACUCUUCCUUGCUAAUUGCAUCCCAAAGGAGAGUUAUUGUCUUUGUGGGAAAAGAGGAUAAGGAUGUCAGGAUGAAGGAAAUCACAGUGUAGCUCUGAGUGUUUAUGAUACCAUUUUCCUAAAUAUGUUUAGAAUUUUGGAGAAUAAAUAAUGCUGGAAUUGGGAUAUUAAUAAAAUCAUUGUAAGAAUGAUCAGCAAGUAGGCCUUUUCGUGGAGCAAUUUAAGUCAUUUUUUGGGUUCAGAUUCAUGAUUUGUUCAUGAGUGAGACACAGUUUCAAAGGUCUGAUGUAUGAUAUCAGUCCAGUUUCUUGGCCGCUCACUUGCAUUAGCUUAAAUCACAAUGGUGACUUAAUUUGCUAGAGUGAAAAGAAUGUCUAACAUGUCUCUCCCUAGGAAAAAAAAUAUUUUAAAAAGAGUAACUUUAAAUGUAUGAAAGUACCCAGUUAGUUAUUAACAAUCAAAUUUGAUUCCUCUAGCUACCCAAGUCUGACUUUUUUUGAGUGCUAGAAUUUUCUUGCCCACAUUUGCCUCUUUAGACUCAUCUGGUUCUGAUAUGAGGAAGAUGUGAAUAAAAGCCAUGUGCCCAUUAUUUAUGUAUACUACCUGGUACCCUGUGGACUAUGGUUGUGUUCACGCUUAUUCCUUAAUGAGAAACUAAGAAGACUCAGUAAUCAACUGUGAAAGUCCCUAGAGGCCAUAGAAAUGUUUUAGUAAUAUAAAAUAUUCUUUAGUUUUUAUUAUAAAUUUUUUAUUCAUAGAGUUAAAAUAUAUCAGUGUAAGUGAUAGUAUGGGUCUGACUCUCUUCUAAGAGAAAACAUACCUUUUUAUCUGAAAAACUCCAGAAACUAUUCAGUCUUACCAGAGUUUUUAAUAGAGAGUUUGGUUUACUUGUGAUGAAAGCAUAUUUUCAUUCUGUUAUUAAAAGAUACAUCCCUGAUCAUUCUGUGACUAAUGCUUUCCAGAACUGUAUAUGAUUGAAGUUAUUCCAGAACUGUCCAAGAAACAACAUUUUAAUGUUAAAUUAUCAUAUAUGAAUAUUGUAUGAGAUUGCAGAUUAGUUUUCACUGUAAUAAUCCAGCACUGUAAUAGUAUUUGCUUCAUGUAUUUUGUUGAAGGAACUAUUGUGAUUCAUAUUAUGAUUAUUAGCAACAAUUUUUAUUUUACCUUGCAUGUAUAAAAAUUAAAUUAUAGUAAGAUCAAAUAUGAAAAUGGCAAUAGGAAUGUUAGAUGCAAAGAUCUAUACACAUUUUUUCAUAUAUCUGAAUUAGGUCUAAAUAUACAAAACUUUUUUAAGUUCUCCCCCUAAAACUAAUAUGAACCAAACUCAAGCAAAAAACCCCAGUCUUCUCAUCCAGUACUUAUACACAGCUAGAUUCUAGUGGCUUGUAGCCAUCAAGAAAAAGAUUUCAUUCUAAUUCUUUUUUCAUUAGAAAGUAUAUGAUUAUAGACUUUAGUUAUCUAACUUUAAAUUUCAUGUUUUAAUAUAAAUUAAUCCAAAUGCUCUUCUUUAGCAUGACAAAGGCAUUCCACUUAAAAAUUCUCUUUAAAUCGAAACUUCCACAUUACUUGACAUUUUCAAAAGUACCAAAAAAUUGGUAGUUGCAUAAGCUCUAUUAUUUGUAGUUUUCUAUAAAGCAUUUGAUUAAUUCUUAUAUGUAUAUUCUUUAAAAUAUAAUAGCAAAUAUGUUGAGAAGAGUGACAAUAAAUACCUUCCUUUUCUGUUCUGUAAUACUUUUUUAACAUUUUGAGUCCUAGUUUACUUGGUCCUAAGGGUUAAACGAUAAAAAGUAUAAGUACAAUUGCUAUGUUCUUGUGACCUGGUGAUUUGUGAAAUUUUCUUUUAUCUUGAGAUUGAGAAAUCUAAUAAAGCUUUCCAGAACUGAAUUAGUUAUCUAAAUAUUUUGGACUAGUGCUACUUACAAAUAAAUUUUGAAAGUUAAUCAAAGUUUAUUAAUCAAAUCAAAGUUUUAUUCCUUACACUGUUUUUUUUCUUUCUUUUCUUCUUUUUUAAACUUCAAGUACCAUUUAAAGUUUUGACCUUUGCAUAGACAAAGUCAAGAAAAGAGAAAUCCUGCUUUUUAAAAUAUUGAUUUAUAGUGGUAUAUUUUUGCCUCAGCAAUAAUAAAACUUAGAUAAGAUGUGUUAUUGGAUCAAGUUCAGUUUUUCUGCUGAGAUUUUUAAGAACAAGGUUGAUGUUUCAAUGUCCAAAAAGCAUUAAUUAUUUGGAUCCAUAUGAAUCAAGACACAUGGCUCUUGUGACAAAAAAUGUUAAGUUAAAAUUAAUUGUACACUUUGAGAUUGUUGCCUUUUUGGGUGUUUUUCCUUUUUGCCUUAUUAUGAAUGGGUAUAUGGUAUUGAAGGAAAACUAUGCAGGUGAAACAGUUUCUAUUAACUGGACUGUAUUAACUAAAAAGAGCUACACAAAGUUUUUACUUUAUCCUCACCUGCCAAUUUGAAAACUAUUGGUAAAAUCGUUAUUCAAUAGGCUAAUAUUUUCUAAAUUAGUAAGACUUACCUUACCAAAGUUAUCAGAUUGAUAUUUCUCUUUCAAAGACUAAAACAACAGUUUUAGUCCUGAGCUGGUUGGUUCAUAUAUUAACUAAUAUACAUACUACAACUUUGAAUAUUAAUAGAUUGGCUGAAGAUUUUAGGUUUGAAGAUUAGUUUGAAAGCAAUACAUUUGCUCCCGUGAAUCAUGAUGCAGAUUAUCCCCAUGUGUUUUACUGCCUGUAUAUGAAUGCAAAUGUUGUUACAGAAAAUAUGCUUGAAAUGUCAACACAGUGUGCAAUUAGUAUUGCAUCAUCAUGCUUCAGCAUGUGAUACCUGUAUGAUGACAUUAUUUCAACUACUCAGAUAUGUUACUGUAAUAAAAAUGUUUAACAUAAGAAAGCUG